AUGAGCGAUGAUGAGGAGCAUGGUCUGAACGAGGAUACCACUGAUAGCCACAGCGGCAAGGGAAAGAAGGGCUCAACAUGGCAGCGGAUGAAGUGGACCGAUUCAAUGGUUAAGCUUUUAGUUACUUUAGCGUCCUACACUGGUGAGGAUCCAGGAGCUGAUUUAGGAUGUGGAAGGAGGAACUGUGCAAUGGUGCAUAAGAAAGGCAAGUGGAAGGCAAUAUCAAAGGUGAUGGGCGAGCGAGGUUGCAAUGUGUCACCGCAGCAGUGCGAGGAUAAGUUCAAUGACCUCAAUAAGAGAUACAAAAGGCUUACAGAUAUCCUUGGUCGGGGUAGAACUUGCAAGGUUGUGGAGAAUCCAGCACUUCUGGAUCGCAUGGAUAAUCUCUCUGACAAGUUGAAAGAUGACGCAAGGAAGACACUGAGCUCAAGGCACUUAUUCUAUGAGGAGAUGUGCUCCUACCAUAAUAAUAACCGGAUUAGUUUGCCUGAAGAUCCUGCACUUCAGCAUUCACUGCAGUUUGCUCUUAGGUGCAAAGAGGAAAAUGAUAUGAUGCAAGGAGCAAGUGGAGAUGCCGAUGAAGAUGACCAGAGUUCAGACUCUGAUUAUGAGGAAGAUAAUGAUGAGGACCAUCAUGUGGCACAUAGCAAUAAAGGGGGCUUACCCAUGCAAAAGAAGAUGCGGUAUACAGCAGAUCACGAGGAUGCUAGUUUCGGGAACUCUUUGAGUGCACACGAAUGUAGCCGGAGGACUAAUCCCCAUGGAAUCGCACUAGAUAUCAACGAAGUUGUUCCAGAUGGAACGAGCUUGGCUUUGACAUAG
Messenger RNA from Triticum turgidum subsp. durum (durum wheat), 822 nucleotides. Lineage: Eukaryota; Viridiplantae; Streptophyta; Magnoliopsida; Poales; Poaceae. The record is from the annotation of a GenBank genome assembly.